AUGUCAACAGAUUCUGUUGCGAUGUCCUCCGGUUCGGCGCCUACCUCGGCCCCCGGUUCGCCCAAAAGCCGCCUCAAGUUCCUCUGCAGUCACGGCGGCAGAAUCCUCCCCCGCCCCUCCGACGCCCACCUCAAAUACGUCGGCGGCGAAACCCGUGUCAUCUCUGUUCCUACGGACAUUUCUUUCCAGGAACUCAUGAAAAAACUCACCUACCAAAUUGAUGGGGAGAUGAGGCUCAAGUACCAGGUGGGUUCCGAGGACCUCGAUGCCCUCGUCUCUGUCGGGUCCGACGAGGAUCUCCGCCACAUGCUCGACGAUAUUGACCGCCACAACCGCUCUUCCCUCCCCAAACUCCGUGCCUUCCUCUUCCCUCUCAACCCUUCCCCUGACCCUGACCGCAACUCCCAGGCCCCCGACCACCAGCGCUACAUCGACGCCAUCAAUGGUGUCAUCCGAACAGGCCGCAUUCAUGCAGUGCAGCAUGGCUCGAGGGUCUCGUCCGCCUGUUCCUCCCCCCGCUCACCCGACAGCUGUACCUCCGAGACCUUAAAUCAGGAACCUGUGGCCCACAUCCCAAGCAGCUACUAUUUGAACACUGGCCGGGCCGCGACCGGCGGCAUGCACAGGGUCAGGAGCUCGCCCAGCAUAUGCAGCCUCAGCAAUGGCCCACAGCCGAACAGCAGUGGGGGCCCGCAUUGUCAUCAUUUUUCGCCUCAACCCAGCCCAAGCUUUUACUACGGGCUGGCGAGGCCCAAGAGCCCGACUCCCGAUAGGCUGAUCUCGGUGAGGUCGGUGGGGCGGGCAGAGGGGGUGAGGUACCAGGUGGAGCCUUUGCCCGUGCAAUAUUAUUCACCUACUGCUGCUUCCAGGCAGAACAGAGGGAAUGGGUUGUUGCAGUGUGAUGAGUGGGGCCAUGUUAUGGAUAGGAGGACGAUGGCUGACAGGAAUGUAAGCCUUGCGACCAGCCUCGUCUCGGCCAGCCCGCUCGGGCAGGGCCACCAAGCCUGGGAUAGGGAUGUUUGA
Messenger RNA from Striga hermonthica, 1023 nucleotides. The record is from the annotation of a GenBank genome assembly. Lineage: Eukaryota; Viridiplantae; Streptophyta; Magnoliopsida; Lamiales; Orobanchaceae.